UCGACCAUUGAAGCUGUUGUUACAACUGAAAACAAACUACACUAGAAAACAAGGUUGUGGAAACAUGGUUAUAAGUUUCCAAUCCGGAAGCAGCAUAUCGUAGGAUUUGGUCUGUAUCUGCUGAGAAUCCAAGAGGGGAAAGAAAAAAAGAUGGAAAUGGCUACUGGGAAUUGUCAUGCAAAUACUGGAAGGCGUGGCUUGUGCUUGAUAGAAGGUGAAGCUAUGGAGACUAAGUGCAUUAAGAGACGGCGAAGAGACUCUUCUUUAGCUUUAUUGAGCUCUAAUGAUCAGCAGCAGCAGCAGCCUCAUGGUGAUCAAAAUACUACUGCCACUGCUGCUGGUGCUACUGCUACUACCGUAAAGAGAAGUUCAAGAUUUCGAGGAGUCAGCAGACAUCGAUGGACUGGACGAUAUGAAGCCCAUUUGUGGGAUAAAGGAUCUUGGAAUCCAACACAGAGGAAGAAGGGAAAACAAGUUUAUCUUGGAGCUUACGAUGAAGAAGAAUCUGCAGCUAGAGCAUAUGAUUUGGCUGCUCUUAAAUACUGGGGAGCAUCGACUUUCACAAAUUUUCCGGUAGCUGACUAUGAGAAAGAAAUUGACAUGAUGAAAAAUGUAACAAAAGAGGAGUAUCUUGCCACUCUAAGAAGGAGAAGCAGUGGGUUCUCUAGAGGAGUAUCCAAAUAUAGAGGAGUUGCAAGGCACCAUCACAAUGGAAGAUGGGAAGCAAGGAUAGGGAGAGUGUUUGGUAACAAGUAUCUCUACCUUGGCACUUACAGUACCCAAGAAGAAGCUGCUCAUGCCUAUGAUAUUGCAGCUAUUGAGUACAGAGGAAUCAAUGCUGUGACCAAUUUUGAUUUGAGUACAUAUAUUAGAUGGCUGAGACCUGGAUCAGGCCCUUCUACUACCGAACAUUCAAAAUCAACACUAGAACCUUUUCCAAUGCCAACUUUGUCCAAUCAAAUCAAUCCAGCAGAGAAACUAAUCCAACUAUACCACUCUAAUAACAAUCCCUAUAUGGUAGAGGAUUUAAACACCCCUCUAAAGCAAGAAACUUUUGGACCAAUUAGUCCUUGCACCAAGUCAUCAUCUCCAACUGCACUUGGCCUCCUGCUUAAAUCUUCCAUGUUUAAGGAACUAGUGGAGAAGAACUUAAAUCCUAGUGAUGAUGAACACGAGGCGAAAUUGGUUUCAGAAAUGGGCAAAAAUAAUGAAGCUGGACAGAUAUUCUACAGUGGAAUGAAUCAGAGUCCUUAUACAUACCCCGCCAAUGGGGAUGCUUUGUCUGGUUUAGGGAUAGAAUCCAAGGAUGAUAACAUAUUGCCAUUGUACAAUAGAAGAGGGCAAUUCCUGUAGAAAUGGUGACUUUUAACUAGUGAUUUGAACUGUUUUGCUUAUUAUGUUUUAGAAUUGACAUGCAGAGGCUUCAUAUGUAAACUAAUUAUUUCCUUUUGUUCCAUAAAUUGCACCUCUGUGAGAAAUAAAUAAAGUUAUUAGAGUAC
Molecule: messenger RNA, 1499 nt
Organism: Ricinus communis (castor bean)
Lineage: Eukaryota; Viridiplantae; Streptophyta; Magnoliopsida; Malpighiales; Euphorbiaceae
Product: AP2-like ethylene-responsive transcription factor At1g16060
Exons: 7
Coding region: 151-1353 (400 amino acids)
Biological process (GO): regulation of DNA-templated transcription
Molecular function (GO): DNA binding; DNA-binding transcription factor activity
Source: RefSeq, a predicted model, not a curated record